AUGCCCCAACGUCAGGUCGUGCAGGUGUCCACCAGUCACGCCAGCUAUGCCGUCUGUGUGCUGGGCACCGAGGUCUUUCUGGACAUGCACCGAUCUACCCCUAAAGGUGCCGUGUCAUUUGAGGUCCACGCCACUUCUGCAGUUAUAGUCCAUGUCAUCCACAACCCCGUGACAAAGCCCCUGAACACCUCCCGAUGGCCGCUGGAUCCUGAUAUAGAGGUUGUGGUGACCGUUGAUGUCACCAGCAGAACCGUCAAUGACAAUAAGGUUAAGAUUACAUACUACGGAUGGGAAGGGAAUGAACUCACUGUGGCUUGGUUGUAUCUCACCUGUGUAGACAUAUCCCUGGAUGUUGACUUGAGCCGUGACGGCAGAGUGAAGAGCAAAGGAAAGGACAAGGCAAAAUGGACAUGGGGCCCGGACGGGCAAGGCGCCGUGCUGCUGGUGAACUGUGACCGGGACAGCCCCAGCUCCGUGGGGAUGGACAGCAGUCACAUGGAGAUACAGACCAGCGCAGACCUUCAAGAUAUGUCUGUUAUGAUCCUGAGGACUCAAGGCCCCAGCGCUAUCUUUGCUGAGUAUCAGCUGGUCCUUCAUGUCCCUGAGUCGGAUGCAGACAAAGUGAGAGUUUUCCAUGCUAUUCGUCAUGACUCACACCCCGAGUAUGAACCUGUAUUGGGUCCGAAUAAGCUCUCCUACGUACUAGACCACAUUAGCGGAGGAGACAAUACUUUCUACGUGGAAGGACUUUCUUUCCCAGAUGCUGACUUCUCUGGGCUGGUGUCCUUCAGUGUCAGCUUGCUGGAGUAUUCACCAGGCACCCUGAUUUUCACUGAUACGGUGGUUUUCCGAGUGGCACCCUGGAUAAUGACCCCAAACACCCAGCAGCCUGUGGAGGUUUUUGUCUGCAGCAUUGAGAAGGGCAUAAACUCCAAUGAUGUCUUUCUGGAGGGUCUCCAAGUCCUGCUGAGGAAAGCCAACUGCAAGCUGACCAUCUGCUCAGACGUUGAAAGCCGGAGUGACCGCUGGAUCCAGGAUGAACUGGAGUUUGGCUAUGUAGAAGCACCUCACAAGACUUUCCCUGUGGUCUUUGACUCACCCAGAAACAGGGGCCUGAGGGACUUUGCUUUUAAAAAGAUCCUGGGCCCUGAUUUUGGCUAUGUGACCCGGGAGCCUCCCGGGAAAGACGUUUCAAGCCUUGACUCCUUUGGGAACCUGGAUGUCAGCCCACCAGUGACUGUGCGAGGGAAGGAAUACCCUUUUGGAAGGAUCCUCAUCGGGAGCACCCUCCCCUGGGCCUCCGGCCGGCGGAUGUCCAAGGUAGUCAGAGAUUUCCUCUAUGCCCAGAAAGUGCAGGCGCCCGUGGAAGUCUACUCGGAGUGGCUGAGCGUGGGCCACGUGGAUGAAUUCCUGACGUUUGUCCCCGCUUAUGAUAGGAAGGGUUUCCGGCUCCUCUUGGCCAGUCCCAAUGACUGUUACAAGCUCUUCAAGGAGAAGCAAAAGCAGGGUUAUGGCGAUGCCACCCAGCUCGUUGGGCUGAAGAACAUGGAGCGGAUAACCAUCGAUGAGCUCCUGGCAGAUGAGACGCUGAAGAGCGACAACAGACACGCGCAGCGCUGCAUUGACUGGAACCGAGACCUCCUCAAGCAGGAGCUGGGCCUGAGCGAGCACGACAUCAUCGACAUCCCCCAGCUCUUCGUGCUCAAGGAGGCCCGAGCGGACGCCCUCUUCCCGGACAUGGUGAACAUGCUGGUGCUGGGCAGGCACCUGGGCAUCCCCAAGCCCUUCGGGCCGGUCGUCCGCGGGCAGUGCUGCCUGGAGGAGAAGGUCCGGUCCCUGCUGGAGCCCCUGGGGCUCACCUGCACCUUCAUCGACGACUACUCCUCCUACCACGUGCUGGCCGGCGACGUCCACUGCGGCACCAACGUGCGCCGCCAGCCCUUCUCCUUCAAGUGGUGGCACAUGGUGCCCUGA
Messenger RNA from Struthio camelus australis, 1974 nucleotides. The record is from RefSeq and is a predicted model, not a curated record. NCBI's taxonomy places the organism in Eukaryota, Metazoa, Chordata, Aves, Struthioniformes, Struthionidae.